CCAAAAAGUAUAUAGAUGGUAUCCAGCAAAUCAAAAGAAGGCAGUGGUGGAUCUGCUUUGAAACGACUCAAAAAAUCACUUGUAGCCGCUGGUGUAGUUGGACCACAAUCCAAAUCAAAUCGAUCAAAAAAGGAUCGCAAAAAGGGAAAGCCAGUAACAGACAAGAUCGAUGUUGACAAGAAGCUGGCUCAUAUCAGAGGCGAAUUCAACCCUUUUGAAAACAAAGUCCAACGUCAAAAGUUUGAGAUCUUGGGUAGAAAGCUCAAGGGUACUCAAGGCAAGCCUGCUCUUAGCAAACAGAUUGGUGAAGAAAACCGAAAGAAAACAUUGUUGUUGGAAAUGAAAAAUAAGAAUCGUCAUGGUGGUAUUAUCGAUAAACGUUUUGGUGAAAGCAAUCCACACUUGACGCCCGAAGAAAAGAUGCUGGAGAGAUUUACAAGAGAAAAGCAAAAGACAGCACGUAGCUCCAUGUUCAAUUUGGAAGAUGAUGAAGAUAUUUCACUUACUCACUACGGCCAAUCACUUUCAACCAUGGACGACUUUGAUGAUGCUGGUCUUGGUCUCAGUGACGAGGAUGAGAGCGGACAGAUGGACAAGAAUGUGGUAUCCAAAUUGCACUUUGGUGGAUUUGGUGAUGAAGAAGAAGAACCAGAACAUAAACACAAGUCAAAGCAUGAAGUCAUGAAGGAAAUUAUUGCCAAGAGUAAAAUGUACAAGGCUGAGCGUCAAGCAGCCAAGGCAGAGGAUGAAGAGCUGCGUGAGACCUUGGAUGAUGAACUGAAAGAUAUUCGUGGCCUUUUAGAGACUAAACCUGCUCGAAAGCCCUUACCUUCUCAGACCUCUUUGUUCAAGAAGGUUGAGGGAGAGAACAAUGAUAAGGACUUGGAAGAUUACUCCGAUUAUGACACGGCCCUCUUGGAAUUGGCAACCGAUCGACGUGCAAUGGCUACAGACCGUACCAAGACAGAGGAAGAAAUUGCCUUGGAGGAAAAAGAAAAGUUGGAAAAGGCAGAAAGAGCUAGAAAGAGGCGUAUGGAAGGACUUGACUCUGAAGAUGAAGAAGAGGUUGAUAAGAAGGGCCGCAAGAAGAGAAAAAAUGCUCCUCAGGGCGAUGACCUCGAAGAUGAUUACUUGGAAGAAUUAGAAGAUGAAGUUGAUCGACUUGGUAAAGGUCUGACACUUGAAGGCAUUCAAAAUGGUGAAAUGGAUGAAGAUGAAGAUGAAGAAGACGAAGAAGAUGAAGAGAGUGAAGAUGAGGAUGAAGAAGAAGAAGAAGAAGAAGAAGAAGAAGAAGAGACUGAUAAUGAAGACAUUGAAGGUAGUGAUGACGAAGCUCCUGACUUUGGUGACGAUGACGGUGAUGACAUGAAUGAAUUCGGACAAACCGGCACUAUCAAAAAGAAACCCUCGGUUCAGAGUAACAAACAGUCAACCGCAAAUGAAAAACGUGAAAUUCCAUAUACAUUUGAAUGCCCAGAAAGUCAUGAUUCUUUCUUGUCGAUACUUGAAGGACUUGAUGUACAGGAUGUACUUGUAGUAACCCAGCGUAUUCGAGUUCUCUAUCACGUCAAACUUCAUCCCGAGAAUAAACAGAAACUGUCGGCCUUUUUGGGUGUCUUGGUCGAUCAUGUGGCGUAUCUUGCAUCAACCGUUAGCCCAUUACCGAGGGAAGUGCUAGAGAAGCUUAGUGUUCAUAUCUUUGAAUUAUCACAACAAGCGCCUGAAGCAGCAGCCGAUCUGUUUACAGACAAAUUACGAAAGAUGCAAGCUGAAAUGGGUAAAAAAAUCAAAUUUGAUAACGGCUCAUCCUGGCCCGAUGUCGAAGAUUUGAUUUACCUGAGGACAAUUGGCCAAAUAUUUUCUACAUCUGACUUGCAGCAUCCGAUUGGCACACCGGCAACAUUGUUUAUGUGUCACGCGCUUGCACAGUGCAAGGUUCAAACGGAAGUUGAUGUGGGACGAGGUCUGUUCCUUACACAGGUACUCUAUGAGUAUCAAAAAGUAUCUAAGCGAUAUGUACCCGAAGCCUUGAACUUUUUAUCCAAGAAUUUAGUAAUGCUAGCACCCAAAGAUACCUUUGCCUCAGAUUUCCCUGGUCUCUUCCCAUUAGAUAAACUAGGUCAGAUGCCUAUCAAGAAUAUAAAAGGCAACGAUAUCGAACAUAUUCCAAAUGUUACACUAGAUGAAUUGAGUACAGAAACAGAGAGUGACGACCAUUAUCGACUUUCACUCAUUCAAGCAACAUUACGCCAGUUAGAGAAAUAUUUACAAUUAUAUGCAUCCACUGCUGCAUUCAAGGAGGUAUUUGAGGGCACAUUAGAUGUGAUAGAACGUUUGAGCUCGCUAGAAUGGCAUAAAGACAUUAAGAAUUUGCUUGAUACAUUAAAAGGCCGCCUGGAGCGACAGAUUAAAUUCUGUAUAGAGAAAAGAACAAAGACACCUCUCAGAAUGCAACAACACCGACCGAUACCGAUCGCACAACAUCUUCCCAAGUUUGAAAAAGCUUAUUCGAUGGAUCGCCAUUACGAUCCAGAUCAGGCUCGAUCUCAACUCCGCAAAUUGGAAUCACAAGUGAAGAAGGAAAAGAAGGGAGCCAUGAGAGAAUUACGUAAGGACAACCAAUUCAUUGCUAGAGAAAAAGUCAAGGAACGUAAAGCAAAGGAUGAAGAAUACAACAAGAUGAUAAAUAGUGUUAUGCACAUUUUAGAAGGAGAACAAUCAGAAAAGAAGCAACUCGAACGGGAAAAGAAAAAGAAAUGAUAAAUGGGGUUAAACUAAUAAAUCUUCGAUCUAAACAUGAUGUGUUACUACUUACCUUAUAUGGCAUUUGCUACCCAAUCGCUG
This is a messenger RNA of Rhizopus microsporus ATCC 52813, 2844 nucleotides long. RefSeq names its product Nop14-like protein. The record is from RefSeq and is a predicted model, not a curated record. The transcript is spliced from 4 exons. The coding region runs from base 16 to 2760 and encodes 914 amino acids. NCBI's taxonomy places the organism in Eukaryota, Fungi, Mucoromycota, Mucoromycetes, Mucorales, Rhizopodaceae. Gene Ontology annotation, biological process: maturation of SSU-rRNA. Gene Ontology annotation, cellular component: small-subunit processome; nucleolus; Noc4p-Nop14p complex.